UGCCCUCAUCGCAACACACGCUCUCUCGGCAACUUCUACAUUCUUUCCAUUGCAGCAUUUUUUACACGACUAGCAGGGCUAGCUCAUCCACAUUCUCUUCAAUUUUAACAUUCUACUGUCGUUGUACGAUAUCACUACUACCAUCAGCACCAUGUCUCUCCGAUCUAUCUCCAUAGCUGCGGCUGCCAUCUUCGCUACUUCCAACGCUCACAUGAUCAUGAAAUCUCCUGUACCAUACAGCGCAGACAAGAUCGACAACGCACCCAUCACCGCAUCGCAAUACCCGUGCAAGUCCAAUCUUGGCUUCACUGUCUCCACUAUGAACUCGAUGGCUGUGGGCGAGAAGCAAUCGCUCACUUUCUCUGGAAGUGCUGUUCACGGGGGUGGCUCGUGCCAGCUCAGCGUAACUACAGACACCGAACCUACAAAGGAUUCCGUCUUCAAGGUCAUCAAGUCUAUCGAGGGUGGCUGCCCUGGUAUCGACGGACCCGAGGCUUUCGACUUCGAGCUUCCUGACAGCAUUCCUAAUGGCAAGGCUACCUUUGCUUGGACAUGGUUCGCCAAAUUGAGUGGCGGCCCAGAAAUGUAUAUGAACUGCGCACCCAUCGAGGUUACUGGUGGUGCCAGCGACAAGUCCAAGUUCGACGCCCUCCCGGAUAUGCUCGUCGCCAACAUCGCAUCAACCACUUGCAAGCAGGAAGUCAGCAAGGACUUGAAGUUCCCCAACCCUGGUUCAAACCUCCAAAGUGGUGCAGAUGCCGGCAAUGUUGUUGACCCCACUGGCGACUGCGGAUCUACUGGUACUACUCCCUCUGAUCCUUCUGAGCCAUCUUCCCCUGCUGGUGGCGAGCCUUCAGCUGCUCCCUCAUCUCCUGCUGGUGGAGAGCCAUCUGCUGCUCCCACUUCUGCAAACGAUGGUCAGUACCAUCCUGCUCCUACUACCCCCGCCGCGGGCCAGCCAUCUGCCGCUCCCACAUCUGUUGCUGGUGGCGAGUCAUCUGCUCUCCCACCUAACGGCGGUGGUAUCUUCGCUCCCGGAGCUUCCAGCGCUGCAUCUGCCGCUCCACCAGCUGCACCCACAGUGCCAUCGACCUCUACCACACUCGUUACCGUCACCGCCUCGCCCACUGCUCCCUCUCUGGCCGCACCCACCGUUUCUGCUGGAACCGGCUCUCCUGCCGCUCCUUCCACACCUUCCACUCCUUCAGCUGGUGGCGCGGGCACUUGCACCGAGAACGGCUCGGUGGUCUGCAACGGCGCCGAUCAAUUCGGUCUCUGUAACAACGGCGAGGUCGUCUGGCAAGCAGUUGCAGCCGGCACAACCUGUGUCAACGGCAGCAUCACAAAGCGUGGCUACAACGGACGCAUCGCUCGUCCUCGUUGGUCCAGCCGCCGCGUUGUCAACUAAACGCACAAUGCUUCAUGACACGCAUCGCUCACGAAGACACAUGUUGAUACAUGACUACAUUCACACACUCGUUUCUUCCGCUUUUUUUUUCAACCGGGAAUGUGGUCUGGGACCGAAUUUUCCGUUGUACAUACCCAAAGCUUUUUUCCGCAUCUAUUGGCGUUCUGGAUUUGGGACUUUUCGAAAUUUUCGAUCGAACAUUAAGGGGUUUGAAAUUCGACGGGGUCACAAGGAUGCAUGUCGAUAGCCAAAAUCACCCUCGGCUUAGAAGCCUUAGAAACGAUAUCUGAUACCAUGGCCUUUUCCGACUCUAUUGCGUGACUGUGUCAUCUGUCGUUCCUAGUGCGUACUGAAACCGGCUGAGAGGUAAUUUGCCGUUUGCUGAAAUAGUGAACUUGAUGUUGGAUGAUGUUGUUGGUUGAUUGACAGGUUGGUGAUCCUACAAUUCGUCCAUUUCACAUUAC
Messenger RNA from Alternaria rosae, 1872 nucleotides. RefSeq lists its product as uncharacterized. The transcript has a single exon. The record is from RefSeq and is a predicted model, not a curated record. Bases 152 to 1408 code for a protein of 418 amino acids. NCBI's taxonomy places the organism in Eukaryota, Fungi, Ascomycota, Dothideomycetes, Pleosporales, Pleosporaceae.